CUGGGAAAUGUUCUUAUUACGUGGACGGAACACUGAUCCUGAAUUAAUAUAUUCAAAAGCCCUUGAUUGUCUUGUGCAUCAACUCAGUUCAUCUUCACUGCCUGCGGAACAUUUAAUCCUUAAAUAAAACAAUGGUGAACAAAGAGAGAAUAAUUAAAUGUAUCUUCUAAAAUCAUCCCUUUUCAAACAUCCACUGAUUAAUUAAGUGUUUAACCUUAGAUUAAUAAUAGCCUGGAUUCUGCUGCUUUAAUUUCCCUCUGUUUUCGUGACAUUAUUGACAGUAUUCCAAAACACAGAUCCAGAACGUUUUAAAAGCCACUAGUGCCUUUGCAUAAAUAUUUUCAUCGAUGGAAAAUUGAUAAGAUCACUCCACGUCGCAGUCCCUUUCUUCUGAAAGUGUAGACUACAUAUCCUAGCUACCUCCCUCCAUUUAACAGCCCUCCAACUCUUUAUUGCUCUGCGCAUCCUAGCCAAGCGCGCGAGUCCGAAAGCAAUUCAAGAUGAUGUCAAUGGAGAGGCGCACCCUCGUUCCGAAUCCAGAGAGAGCGCGCAGUGUAAGCGCACAGCUGCGUGUGGUGAAGUUUAGUAUACCUCAGAAAUCCUCGACUACUUCGCUAGAUUAAAAAAAACAGAUUGGUGUGGGGGAAUAAACCUGUCUCACUGCGCACGCACCGCACCAACAUUGUCCAAUGACUGAAGCUUGCGCAUCUACUGAUGACCAUUACUUGAAAUUGUUUUGCACAAUGCGGUGUUGUAUUUAACGUUAUCCUUUUUAGUUGUUUUAAGUCCGCCUGCCCUCUUGGAUCUUUUUGGAGAUGUCUGAGUUUAACCACUCAAAUGUAUCAGGCGGAAACGCUCCGGACCCGGACUACAAGUGGACGUAUGAAUAUUACGACGAUGAUGAGCCUGUUUCGUUCGAGGGACUCAAAGCGCACCGAUAUUCCAUCGUGAUAGGCUUCUGGGUGGGCCUGGCUGUCUUUGUCAUCUUCAUGUUCUUUGUCCUGACGCUUCUCACCAAGACAGGAGCUCCACAUCCCGAAGGAGCUGAGCCCUGUAAGAAGCGUGUUCGUCUGACCAGCUGUGUGGAGGACUUCAGCCCCCCUGCAGACCCUGACAACCGGCCCUGCCUCCAUCGCCCCUUACUGGACUCCUCUGUCAGCCGCUCCCUCUUCCACUGCUACGUCAAUGAGGAACAGGCCCAGGAGGGGUCCAGGCCUAGAGCUGGGGCACGAGUUUUGGGAGCACCCAGAGGAGGGCUUGUCCAGGGGCCGGGGCGAGGCAGGUCAGGCAGCCCAGAGGAGGGGGGGAUGGAAGUAGGUGUCACCAGUGCCCGACAAGGGGCUGCCAUGUUGGGGGGGAACCAGACUGACCACAGAGAGGCAAUGUCCCUGUCCCACUUUAACAUCCCUAAUGUUGUGAACUCCGAGCACUGCUCCACCCUGGGGGCGGACGAUCUGCUGCUGGGGGAGCCGCCAAUCAUCAUGGAGGGGGAGUGUCAUUGGCCCCACAGUGCACAUCACAUGAUGGACUAAGGUUCUCUCUACUUCCUGGGGUGCCGCCAAUCAUCCCGGAGGGGUAGCGUCAUUCCCAUGGUGUCCUUCACACGAUUGACUGGGGGAACCGUCAAUCAUCCUAGAGGGGGAGUGUCAUCGGCCACUUAGUGCCGUUCAGAAGACGGACUGUCCUGCCCAUCACACAAUAGACUAGGGUCCUGCUUACUUCUCACACCCACUGCCGUUAGGACAUUAUAGAUAAUUAUGAGGACAUCACAGGACUCAUCAGCCUUAUAUAGAGAGAGUUGUGUCAAGGUCCUAAUCUAACAUUCUGUGUUGUGCCAGUCAUGUACAGUGCAAGCUCUCCUAAUUAGGCUGUGGUUCCAGCUUCCCACACCACCUCCACUGUGAGGACAUUCUGGAUUAUUAUGGAUCCUCCUACAGUAACUGUACCUCCUGACAUUUUCAUUCUGUUCAGAUUAGGUUCAGGAUAAAAUACUGUACAGUCCAAAUAUAUAAACAUUUAAAUGUUAAAAAUACAUAUGUGAUAUGAGCUACUUUUCUAAUCUUUAUGUCAACAAGGUUGCCUACGCAGAGCCAAAACUUGUGACGUCACAUCUCAAUGUUAAACUGGAAGUCCAGCUUCAUCAAGUUGAUUCAAAUGUUUUUUAUUUAUUUAACAAGGCAAAUCAGUUAAGAACAAAUUUUAAUUUACACCAGGGCCAAAUCCUCCCCUAACCCGGAUAAUGCUGGGCCAAUUGUGCGCCACCCUAUAGGACCCCCGAUAACGGCCUGUUGUGAUACAUCCCAGAAUCGAACCUGGGUCUGUAGUGAUGCUGCGCCACUCGGUCCCCCCGUAUAGUGGUGGAGGCCUUCCAGGAAUCAGUUAAGGGGAUGGAGACAAGAGACAACAGAAGAGGUAAGGGGAAUUUGAUACAACAACCAAAAUGUACCAGAAAGGCAAGACUCUUCUUUUGGGUUUUCAAUUCAACAGCAGUCGGAAUGUUGUCCUUGUUCAGUACUAAUUGUAGCACACCUGUUAAUCACUAUAAACACCUUACUUUUUAUAUACCAUGUGUUGCUCCUGGCAAUGCUUUACCUACAUGUCAUAUCAAGAUCUCGUCUGCCAAGUCUAUAGAAGGUUGUGACUAAUAAAACUAUUUCAACGUCAGCUGAUUGUGUUCAUUAUAUAACCAUUUCAAAUUACCUUGGAACCACAAAAUAGAGUAAAGUUCUAAUUCUGAAGAUAACAAGUGAUGAAUUGUUUCACUAUUAUCGCUUUUACAGGAUUUUAAGAUGUCCUCCAGCAAUUUGUUUUUAAUUUUCCCUUUUGAAAAGCAAUAUCCCAAGUAUAAAUACAGUAAAGUACACACUAAAAUACAUUGAGCAAAAUAGUGUUUUUUAGACAGGAGUAUUGCAUUCAUGCAGGAGUUGGUUUGAUGUGAUGUCAUCAGACUCCCCCUUGCUUGAGAAAACAAUUGAGUAGCAAUAGAGAACAAAAGAGGA
Molecule: messenger RNA, 2999 nt
Organism: Oncorhynchus tshawytscha (Chinook salmon)
Lineage: Eukaryota; Metazoa; Chordata; Actinopteri; Salmoniformes; Salmonidae
Product: melanocortin-2 receptor accessory protein 2A
Exons: 3
Coding region: 816-1532 (238 amino acids)
Biological process (GO): protein localization to plasma membrane; regulation of adenylate cyclase-activating G protein-coupled receptor signaling pathway
Cellular component (GO): plasma membrane; endoplasmic reticulum
Molecular function (GO): corticotropin hormone receptor binding; type 5 melanocortin receptor binding; type 3 melanocortin receptor binding
Source: RefSeq, a predicted model, not a curated record